This is a messenger RNA of Polistes dominula (European paper wasp), 3087 nucleotides long. RefSeq names its product coatomer subunit beta' (gene beta'COP). Gene Ontology annotation, biological process: endoplasmic reticulum to Golgi vesicle-mediated transport; retrograde vesicle-mediated transport, Golgi to endoplasmic reticulum; intracellular protein transport. Gene Ontology annotation, molecular function: structural molecule activity; protein binding. The record is from RefSeq and is a predicted model, not a curated record. Lineage: Eukaryota; Metazoa; Arthropoda; Insecta; Hymenoptera; Vespidae. Gene Ontology annotation, cellular component: COPI vesicle coat.
ACGCCAUUUUUGUUCGGAUCAUCGGCCACGUCUUAACUUCAUAGCCGAGGUUUCUUGUUUAGAUCUAAUACUGGAUUUUAUUCGUUGAAUUUAACAAUAUAUAUAUAUAAUACAGUGAAUAUAUUCUUAAAAAACAUCAAAAAUGCCUUUGAGGUUAGAUAUUAAAAGAAAAUUGACGGCCAGGUCAGAUAGAGUUAAAUGUGUAGAUCUUCAUCCAAAAGAACCAUGGAUGUUGUGUUCCUUAUAUCAAGGCAAUGUUAACAUUUGGAAUCAUGAAACUCAAACGCUUGUUAAGACAUUUGAAGUAUGCGACUUGCCAGUUCGUGCAGCUAAGUUUGUACCACGCAAGAAUUGGGUUGUCACAGGAUCUGAUGAUAUGCAGAUUAGAGUAUUCAAUUAUAAUACUUUAGAACGUGUACAUUCUUUUGAAGCACAUAGUGAUUAUGUCAGAUGCAUAGCAGUGCAUCCAACUCAGCCAUUUAUCUUAACCAGCAGUGAUGACAUGUCAAUUAAAUUAUGGAAUUGGGAAAAAUCUUGGAUAAGUCAACAAAUUUUUGAAGGACACACGCAUUACGUCAUGCAAAUUGUGUUUAAUCCAAAAGACAAUAAUACAUUUGCUAGUGCAUCAUUGGACAGAACGGUUAAAGUAUGGCAAUUAGGAUCAUCCACUGCUAAUUUCACACUGGAGGGUCAUGAGAAAGGUGUCAAUUGUGUGGAUUAUUAUCACGGUGGUGAUAAACCUUAUUUAAUGUCAGGAGCGGAUGACAAAUAUGUCAAAAUUUGGGAUUAUCAAAAUAAAACUUGUGUUCAAACAUUGGAAGGCCAUACACAAAAUAUCUCAGCAGUUUGUUUCCAUCCAGAAUUACCUAUCGUUUUAACUGGUUCUGAAGAUGGUACUGUUAGAAUAUGGCAUGCUGGAACGUACAGACUGGAAUCCUCUCUUAAUUAUGGUUUUGAAAGAGUUUGGACUAUUGCUUGCAUGCGAGGCUCAAACAACGUUGCUAUAGGUUAUGAUGAAGGAAGUGUCAUGGUAAAAGUUGGUAGAGAAGAACCAGCUGUUUCUAUGGAUUCAUUAGGUGGAAAAAUUGUAUGGGCUAAACACAGUGAAAUUCAACAAGUUAAUUUAAAAGCAUUAGGAGAAGAAGCUCAAGAUGGUGAACGUUUACCAUUAGCUGUCAAAGAUAUGGGUGCUUGUGAAAUCUAUCCUCAAACUAUUCAGCAUAAUCCAAAUGGAAGAUUUUUAGUAGUUUGUGGAGAUGGAGAAUAUAUAAUUUAUACUUCUAUGGCAUUGAGAAAUAAAGCUUUUGGACAAGCGUCAGAAUUUGUUUGGGCAGCUGAUUCAAGUCAGUAUGCUGUAAGGGAAAGUACUACGUCUGUCAAAGUCUUCAAAAAUUUCAAAGAGAAGAAAAAUUUUAAACCAGACUUUGGUGCUGAUGGCAUAUUUGGAGGAUAUUUACUUGGAGUAUCAUCUGGAUCUGGUUUAUCUUUCUUUGAUUGGGACACAUUAAAAUUAAUUAGACGUAUUGAUAUUCAACCUACACAUGUUUAUUGGGCUGAAAAUGCUUCUCUUUUGGCAUUAGCUACCUCAGAUCAAUAUUUCAUUUUAAAGUAUCAUGCUGAUGCUGUUGCUAAUGCAGCUGAGAAUGCUGAGGAUAUAGAAGAUGCAUUUGAGAUGGUAGCAGAAAUGACGGAAGUAGUAAAAACAGGUCUAUGGGUUGGUGAUUGUUUUAUCUAUACGAAUAGUGUUAAUAGAAUAAACUACUUUGUUGGUGGAGAAGUAGUCACAGUUUUUCAUCUAGAUAGGCCAAUGUAUUUACUUGGUUAUGUACCAAGAGAUAAUAGAUUGUAUUUAUGUGAUAAAGAACUGUCCGUUGUCUCUUAUUCUUUAUUACUGUCUGUAUUAGAAUAUCAAACAGCUGUUAUGCGAAAAGAUUUUGAAACUGCUGACAGAGUCUUGCCAACUGUACCUAAAGAACAUCGUACAAGAGUAGCACACUUCUUAGAAAAACAGGGAUUCAAAGAACAAGCUUUGGCUGUCUCAACUGAUCCAGAUCACAGGUUUGAAUUAGCAUUGGCAUUGGGAGAUUUGACAACAGCACAUUCCCUUGCUAAAGAAGCAAAUAGUCAACAAAAGUGGCGACAAUUGGCAUCUUUAGCAACGCAAAAAGGAAAACUAUGCUUAGCUCAAGAAUGUUUACAUCAAGCUCAAGACUUUGGUGGUUUACUUUUGUUAGCAACUAGUACUGGAAAUGCAAGCAUGAUUCAAAAACUUGGCGCUGAUGCUGAUGAAAUGGGCAAAAACAAUAUCUCAUUUUUAUCAAAUUUCAUACUUGGAGAUAUUGACAAAUGUAUUGAAAUUCUUUUAAAGACAAACAAAAUCCCAGAAGCUGCUUUCUUCGCUAGAACUUAUGCACCGAGUAAAAUAUCAUCAAUUGUUCAAUUGUGGAAAGAAAAAUUAUCAGCGGUUAGUGAAAAAGCUGGACAGAGUUUAGCUGAUCCAGAACAAUAUGAAAAUCUAUUUCCUGGAUAUAGAGAAGCAUUGAAAGUUGAACAAUUCUUGAGAGAAGAGAAUAAAAGAAAAAUUCCUGCAUCCAUGUUCCCAACAAUACAGCCGAACAUUGACCGUAAACCAAUAGAAGAAAUGUUGGCAGCUGAAGCAGCAGGAAAAUUCAAUUAUACUGUAAAUCCUGGUACCAGUACCGUAGAACCUGAAACUACGCAACAAUCACAGGAAGAUUUACUCAACAGAUUACAAAAUAUUGAGAUUACAGCUAAACCAAGUUUAGCAAAAAGUGUAGUUCCAGAAAAGGUGAUCAAAACAAGCAAUUCCAGGCCAUUGACUGUUGACGAUGAUGAUCUGGAUCUUGAUCUUGAACUCGAUGAUACGAUCGAUUAUACUACGAAUUUAAUUAAAAUGGCGUGAAUUUGGAAGAUGAGGAUCUUUUGGAAGAAGAUUAGCCGAUAAAUCAGAAAACGUUAAACGUAUCUAUUACACAAACGACAAUUUCAUUCCCCCUUCCAUCAGUCAUUCCCCAAAGAAUCUAAAAGAUUUCUUUAGAAACAAAGUAUUACAAGAAAACAAAAAAA